UCGGACUUUUCGGCUUCCUCUUUCUCUGAAGUGACUUUUUGGGUCACCGAUGACGUCGCGGUCACCCCCGGUUCGGACCUGGCGGGUCACCAGAAGCCCUUAUGAAGUGUGACGGUUCGAGCGCUGAGUCGUGGAGAUGGACCGGAGCGCACUCUGGAUAUGCAGCAUGCUGCUUCUACUCGCCGGGUUCUGUGUGGGCUCGCCGAGCCACGGUCGUCGGCUCGUCUGCUGGAAGGCGAUCCUCAAGUGCCACGGAGAGCCGGAGUGCCAUUACGCGUACGACCAGUACAUGUACGCGUGCGCCGCCGUCCUGGCCGGCGAGCGCAAGAAGUGUCCGAGCCACUGCAUCUCUUCUCUGGUCCAGCUCAACCUGACCCGCAGUGGACCGGCUCUGGAGGACUGCGACUGCGCCCUGGAUCCGGUCUGCAGGCUCACCAAGCAGGCCAUCGAGCCGUGCCUGCCGCGCACCAGACCCCUGGGCUGCACCGAGGCGCGGUACCAGUGCGAGUCGGACCCGUCCUGCAGCGCCGCGAUGCAGGAUUACUUGGUCCACUGUCGGAACCUGUUCGGCGGCGGUCGGUGUUCGGAGUCGUGCCGGAGAGUGAUCGCCUACAUGCGGACCAUCAAGAAGGCGCAACAGCUGGACACGUGCGUGUGCGACGGCGCGGAGCGGAACAUUUGCGAGUACGUCAAAGUCAGCAUGGAGACCUGCUCGGACUCCGUGGACGGGUUCGAAGGGAGCGGCUUGUCGGACUCGGAGGACGAGCCGGAGGACGACUAUCCGGAUUAUGGCGCGGAGAGUUGCGGCGAGCAUCCAGCUGGUGUCCCCGAGCUGCAGCUUCUCACCUCCGUCUUUGUUUUGAGCAGAUUUUUGUGACGAAAAAUCACCGCACGCCUGAACCCAAAACCUCCCUGAUAAUCAAAAGUUUCACCUCGAAAUAUAUUUGACUUAAACACCAUCAUACACUCGUUCUGCUGCACUGAAAUGUAGAAUUGACUGAAGAACUUCACUUGUUUUUUUUUUUAUCCUCAGAGUCGCCGACUACAUCCACAACACCCCAGAAAUGGGAUUUUUUUUUUCAUAUUUGGAAUCAAGGCCAUUUGAGAGUGAAGUAGUUUUUCAAGGAGUGAAACUUUAAAUCUCUCUCCAAAGAGAUUUGUGGCAGCUAACCAAAGAAACACUGUGAUGUAGUGGUAGUGAGUGUGGAGCUCAUCCUGCAGAGGUUUAACAUGUCGGAGCUCAGCAGAACAGCAGUGAAUGACGUCGUUUUUAGGUCGUGCGUUUGAACUAAAAUGCCAAUGUUCAACAGCGAGGCUCAUUUUCUGACCAGAAUCGGGGCUCUUUUUUUGAGUUUUUCAGUCUCAUAACCACCAAGGUCCACACACUACUGUGUUGAUAUGUUUCUGCUUGCUGUUGGCCUCAUUGAUAUGAACUGUGUGGUCAUGUGACUCGACGUGUUACUGGGUGAAUUUCACAUCAAAAUCGUUUUGCAUUCAUCUGUUGACACACUUCACUUGUGCUUUGCAGAUUCUCCAGCCCUCGUGGUUCUGGAUCUGUUUACACUGAAGGAUCCUGUUUUUGUAUAGAUAUAUA
Synchiropus splendidus (mandarinfish) is the source of this 1594-nucleotide messenger RNA. RefSeq names its product growth arrest-specific 1b (gene gas1b). The record is from RefSeq and is a predicted model, not a curated record. Bases 137 to 877 code for a protein of 246 amino acids. Lineage: Eukaryota; Metazoa; Chordata; Actinopteri; Syngnathiformes; Callionymidae. Gene Ontology annotation, biological process: regulation of cell cycle. The transcript has a single exon.